This is a messenger RNA of Coprinopsis cinerea okayama7#130, 2197 nucleotides long. RefSeq names its product acetolactate synthase catalytic subunit. Gene Ontology annotation, molecular function: acetolactate synthase activity; thiamine pyrophosphate binding; flavin adenine dinucleotide binding. Gene Ontology annotation, biological process: L-valine biosynthetic process. The record is from RefSeq and is a predicted model, not a curated record. The transcript is spliced from 7 exons. NCBI's taxonomy places the organism in Eukaryota, Fungi, Basidiomycota, Agaricomycetes, Agaricales, Psathyrellaceae. Gene Ontology annotation, cellular component: mitochondrion; acetolactate synthase complex. The coding region runs from base 1 to 2121 and encodes 706 amino acids.
AUGUUCACGGCGUCGUCCAUCUUUCUUCAAGCAUUGUGUGACUCUGGAAUUACUCAUGCAUUCGUGAACUGGGGAUCGGACCACCCCGCGCUGCUUGCGGACUUGGAACGGCAGAGGUCAACGGCAACAGCUGGAAACGAGACGAAGCCCACCAUUGUUACCUGCCCUAAUGAGAUGGUGGCGCUGAGCGCUGCCCAAGGGUAUGCCCAGGUAACCGGAAAGCCUGCUCUCGUUAUCGUCCAUGUGGAUGUUGGUACCCAGGCACUGGCUGGCGCAGUCCACAAUGUGGACAGAUGUCGAGCGCCAGUCAUUAUUUAUGCCGGGGCCUCGCCAUUCAGCACGGAGGGUGAGCAUAAGGGAACGAGAAAUGAGUGGAUCAUGUGGCUUCAAGAUGUACCGGACCAACCCAGCAUUGUCCGACAAUAUAUGAGAUAUACUGCUCAGCUGAAUAGUGCCUUGAGUAUACCAGGGACGAUCCGGAGAUCGAUCCAAAUAGCAACAAGCGAACCGAAAGGGCCAGUAUACCUCUGGGCGCGAAGGGAGGUGAUGGAACAAGAAGUAGACCCUCUCCUGGUCAGAGAAAUCACAGCCACAAAUGCGGCUCAGAGUUGGCCCCCUGUAGAGCCAACUGCACUAUCAUCCACCGCUGCUUCACGAAUCGCGACGGCACUCCUGACAGCGCAACACCCUCUCAUCAUCACUUCUCACAUUGGUCGAAACCCUCAUGCUGUCAGCCCGCUUUUGGCGCUUUCGACCCUACUGGCCAUACCCAUCCUUCCCGUUUGUCCAUCAGUCGUUUGUGUGCCCCAUUCCCAUCCAUUUGGGCUGGCCUCAACGUAUCUCAAUUCAUCUCCGAGCUCCAAUGUCCCGUCCUCUUUGGAUGAAUCACCAGCUCCCGAGUCCCCGCACGCUUCUCGAGAUCUCAAUCACCUGGCCAUGGCAGACGUCAUCCUGGUGGUCGAUUCGGACCUGACUUGGAUACCGGGCAAUGACCAACGCCCCGCUCCAGGGUCGCGUAUCUUUUUCUUGGAUGGUGGAGACCCUUUGAAGACGACUGUGCAGAUGGGGUGGUGGAGGGGCGAGGCGGAGAUGAUCUGUAAAGCCGACGCAGAGGUGGCGUUGGGUCAGAUCGUGGAUGUCGUCAGGGAGGUGGAUCAAAGUGGUCUCGUUGCGGAAGGAGAGGAUGUGAAACGGCGAGCUCGCUGGCUGAAACGUGCCUGGCAGCUUCGUGUCCAGGACAUGGACGCCGUCGAACUCGACUUUGCUAGCGCCGGGUCGAUCCUUCCUGAAGAAACCCCAACUGAUGGAACACCUGAGCCCUCAUUUGGUGAAACCCUGAAAUCUCCUCCCAUUUACACCGUCCCGAACAUCCUGCGAGCGCUGCGGGAGGGAAUACGGGAGCUUACACCCAGUCGUGGAGAAAGAGUUCUCGUUCUCAAUGAAACCAUCACCAAUUUCCAGUUCAUUUGGGAGCACAUGCGACCGGAGGUUCCGGGGAGUUUAUUGACAUCCGGAGGGUCCUCUUUGGGAUGGGCUCUUGGAGCUGCUGUGGGAGCUUCCCUCGGUGGAUCUCCCAAGCAGCCCCAAGCAGCCACUGCAUCUGGCGUGACAGACGAAGGAAUCACGAAACAUGACCUCAUUGUCGCAAUCGUCGGCGAUGGUUGCUAUAUGUUUGGAGUACCGAGCUCAGCAUAUUGGAUGGCGAUGAGGUAUCAGACGCCCUUCCUUACCAUCAUCCUAAAUAACGGAGGUUGGAAGGCGCCAAAGCUUUCUAUGUUGUCGGUCCAUCCCAUAGGCCACAAUAACGAGCAACUUUCCAGCGUUUCCGGUGAUACACUCACCACUGGGUUCGGUCCCAUCUGCCCCGAUUACUCUCAGAUUGCCGUGGCAGCCUCUGCUGGCUGGGCAUGGGGUGCUCGUGUAGGUGGAAGGACCGACGCAAACGGAGUUUUCAACGGGAACCCGGUAGCAUCCAUACUCAAACCGUCGGAGGAAGAUGUCAGUCCAACACCUCAAGACGGUGGAAAGGCCUUGCUCGAAGACACGAUCAGAAAAGGAAUCGAGGUCGUGGUCAAGGAAAAGCGCUGCGCUGUAAUUGACUGCUUUCUGGAUGGUAUCUGAAUUAAAGGGAUGGUACUCUGUAGGAUAUUGAUUCUAGUGAGAUGUAAUUCCAUAGCAAUGCGUGAUAAUCCGUCUU